Messenger RNA from Halteromyces radiatus, 330 nucleotides. RefSeq lists its product as uncharacterized. The transcript is spliced from 3 exons. The coding region runs from base 1 to 330 and encodes 109 amino acids. Lineage: Eukaryota; Fungi; Mucoromycota; Mucoromycetes; Mucorales; Cunninghamellaceae. The record is from RefSeq and is a predicted model, not a curated record.
AUGCGUAAAACUUUAGGCGAACGAGUCUCUAAACGUGUCGAGGGAAAGAAUAUCAAAGGAAAUCUCCAGGCAUUGAAAGCAAGGCGACACUCAAGCAAUGAUCGACUUCAACUCCAUCAAAAAGAUUCGACUUUGUAUGUGAUCUCAUACGCUGGUUUUAUCUAUGCCACCUUCACUCUUAUUUUCGAAGGAAGCUAUAUCAAGAUUUUUGUUGGUUUACCACCACUGGUAUCUUGGGUCGCGAAGGAAGUGGAUGAAGGGAUGUUUUAUCCUGGUGACGUUGCCAUAUUUUUAAAGUAUACAACUUUAUUCCGAAUAUCAAACUUGUGA